CUUAUACUGGUCUCUUAGAAAAAAAAAAAAAAAAUGUGGUAGAACACUAGAACUAUAAUCGUGUAAUUACUCUCAGAGAAGCUUUUCUCUUGGGUUGUUCCUUUUGCUAUUUCGGUUACCCUCUCAGCUGUCAUCUCCAUCUGCAAACAUGCAGGCCAGUGAUAGGUUUAACAUUAAUUCCCAGCUUGAGCAUCUCCAAGCUAAGUAUGUUGGGACUGGUCACGCCGAUUUAAAUAGAUUUGAGUGGGCGGUAAGCAUCCAGCGUGAUAGCUAUGCAUCAUAUAUUGGCCAUUACCCGAUAUUGGCCUACUUUGCUAUUGCAGAAAAUGAGUCUAUUGGAAGAGAACGCUACAACUUUAUGCAGAAAAUGCUUUUGCCUUGUGGUCUACCCCCCGAAAGAGACGAAGAUUGAGAGGUCAGGCUUUCAAGUUAGGAUUUAUUAAUUUUAGUGUUUUUGUUUGUUGGCUGUAAAGCUAAUUGUUUGUGAUGCUCGAAAGGAAUGAUGAACUUCUAUGACCAUGAUGAGUACUGAAUUAUGGUCUCAUUAUAUGCUUGUGUACUUGGUAAAGUAUACUAAUAUGGUUUCACAUUUCUUAAAUGGUUGAUUCGUCUUCUUUUAAUGGCAAAUGUAAUGGAUCUUUGAAGAA
Messenger RNA from Hevea brasiliensis (rubber tree), 647 nucleotides. RefSeq lists its product as uncharacterized. Bases 149 to 412 code for a protein of 87 amino acids. The record is from RefSeq and is a predicted model, not a curated record. Gene Ontology annotation, cellular component: precatalytic spliceosome; U2 snRNP. NCBI's taxonomy places the organism in Eukaryota, Viridiplantae, Streptophyta, Magnoliopsida, Malpighiales, Euphorbiaceae. Gene Ontology annotation, biological process: mRNA splicing, via spliceosome. The transcript is spliced from 4 exons.